GGUGAGCUAUGAGUGAGCAAUUUCAUUUUAUAAACUUUCUCUACCACGUUUUGGGCGUUACUUCAAAAUGGGCGUAACAUCUUGUGUCUCAAAGCUGUCAGUAAACUAUUUCGUGUGCCAAGUGUAAGCCAACAGUAGCCUGUAGCUGCUACUGCUGACGUGUAGACACGAUAGCUAUAUGUAGCCUACACAUGAAGAUGAGCUGUCACACCGCAAGAUAGCUGCACUCCAGGUAACUCCUGUGUCUAACAGUUGUGUCAGUUCCUCAUCCGUGCUCAGCAUGGCAGUGCAAGGUGUUUCACACUGGAUGCAAGUCUGCGUGGUCCUGCAGCUCUGCUUAUCUGAACUCCUGCCUGCUGCCUCUGGGACAAGCAGAAAUUACUAUGAUACUCUCAAUGUUGAGCAAACCGCAACUGACAACCAGAUAAAGAAGAAUUUCCGCAAACUGGCCAUAAAGCACCACCCCGAUAAGAACAAGAGCGCGGAUGCAGAGAAGACUUUCAGAGAGAUUGCUGAAGCCUACAAGGUGCUCUCCAACAAGGAGAAGAGGAGGCUGUAUGACAGCGUGGGCCAUGAGGCUUUCCUAAAUAAUGACGCCUCUGUUGACCCUGAGGAUGAACAAGAGGGAAACUUCCACUUCAGUUUUGCAGACCUCUUCCACAACUUCGAUGACAGUCCCUUUGUGGAGGAGCCAUACUUCCACUGGAGCUUUCAUCCGGAUGGGGAGGAUGAAGAUGGCUUAUAUGAACAUUACACUUUUGAAGAGCCUGGCUUCAGCUUUUAUUUUGGGGAUGGGGAUGAAUAUGAAGAAGAUCACCACUAUUAGAUAUCCGGUAUAUUUGUCCUGUAUCCUGUAUGACUGUUGUGUUUGAAUGUAUCGUCUUGUAUUGAUAAUAAAGUCUCCAUAUUAAAUUGUCA
Molecule: messenger RNA, 918 nt
Organism: Dicentrarchus labrax (European seabass)
Lineage: Eukaryota; Metazoa; Chordata; Actinopteri; Moronidae
Product: dnaJ homolog subfamily B member 9
Exons: 2
Coding region: 281-826 (181 amino acids)
Cellular component (GO): endoplasmic reticulum
Molecular function (GO): protein-folding chaperone binding; misfolded protein binding
Source: RefSeq, a predicted model, not a curated record